GGAGAUGCGGGACGCGGCUGGGCCACCCACGUGGAGGCCGCUGAGGCCACGCCCCCUGCCCAUAACCACGCCCUUUGCUCUAAGCUCCGCCCACCUGGGGGUUCCCCCGGGCUGGCCCCGCCCCGCAGCGCGUGGUGAGGGCGGGACCGGGCAGGGUUCGGUGCGGCGAGGGUCGAGUGGGUAGCGCGCUACGGGCCGGGCCGAACCGAACCUCUGCCCCGAGUGUCGCCGGGUACUGCUGUCCCCAGGCGGUGCCCUCCUGUGUCACCAGCGUUCCCGGCGCUUGUGAGUCACCAGAUCCUGCCCCACGCCGAGAGCUUCCUCCCAGCAGUGCCCUCCUUCUCCUGCCUCAUGGCCGAUGUUCUUCUCUGCGCUACCCCAGCAGCCCACCCCCCUCGCCGUGACCUUGACCCCCACACCCUGUCCGUGUCUGUUUGUCUUUCUAGGCCAGCUCAUCGCCGGCUGGUCACUGGGUGUUGACUCUGCGCAUUCCUCCCCAGCUCUCAUUAACCGGGGCAGGCGCGCUGCCGGCGCACUCCGGAGCCACCCCGCUGGGCUGCGGCGGAUGCUGAUAUCUUGGGGACUUCACGUCAGGAGGUGUGAGAGGUGACCCUGGUGACUGGCGUUGCUUGGGGACGGGGGUGUGGGUUAGGGCUGGUCCCAGCUUGGGCUAAGGACAAAAACGUUGAGGUCUGCCCAGAUCUCAGCCCAUUUCAGCUCUGGGGCCCAUCCUGUACCCACUGUCACCAUGGCAAUGGAGUGGUCCGUCUGGGUCCUCCUGGUGCUCCUACCCACCGUGACCUACACGGGGGGGCCUGGCCCUGUCCUCAUCAACCGCCCCUUCGUCACCAUCUGGAACAUCCCCACCGAGCGCUGCUCCAUGAAGUACAAUGUCACCAUCAACCUGGAGGUCUUUGAUGUCUUGGCCAAUGACCACCAGUCUUUCAUUGGGCCGGACAUCACCCUCUUCUACAGUGAGGAGUUGGGGCGCUACCCCUACUACACGGCUGAGGGGGUGCCAGUGAAUGGGGGGCUUCCCCAAAACGCCAGCCUGCUGGCCCACCUGCUCCAGGCCGCCCAGGACAUCAAGGUCACCCUGCCCAGCCCUGCCUAUGAUGGCUUGGCCAUCAUUGACUGGGAGAAGUGGCGUCCGCUGUGGAUCCGCAACUGGGACUCCAUGGAUAUCUACCACCAGAAGUCAGAGGAGCUGGUACAGCAGCAGCACCCGCAGUGGUCCCCCAAGGAGGUAAAGGAGGAGGCCAUGAAGCUGUUUGAGCAGAGUGCCCGUGCCUUCAUGGAGUGGACCCUGCAGCUGGGCAAGACCCUUCGUCCUGGUGGCUACUGGGGGUUCUAUGGCUUCCCCAACUGCUACAACAAUGACUUUGACAGCCUGCCCUACACUGGGUUGUGCCCAGAGGUGGAGCACGAGAGGAACAAGGAGCUGUGGUGGCUCUGGCAGAGCAGCCGGGCACUCUAUCCCAGCAUCUACCUGCCCCCCCACUUGAAUGGCACCAGCAAAGUGCUUCCCUACGUCCGGCACCGCGUGGCCGAGGCUUUUGCUGUCGUCAAUGGCAGCAUCCCCGUCGUGCCCUACUCCCAGAUUGCUUUUGACUGCACCAGUGACUUCCUCUCCCAGGAGGACCUGAUCAACACCAUUGGGGAAAGUGCUGCUCAGGGCGCUGCCGGCAUCGUCCUCUGGGGCAGCCUCAACUACAGCAUCUCCAAGGAGAUGUGCCUGAGGCUGAAGGACUACACGGAGGGGCCCCUGGGACACUACAUUGUCAAUGUGACGGCCAGUGCCGAGCUGUGCAGCCGGAGCCUCUGCUCAGGCCGGGGCCGCUGCGUGCGCCGGGACAAUCAGCGAGGCUUCUUCCACCUGGAUCCCUCCCGCUUCUCCAUUGACCUGCAAGCCAGGAAGCCCUGGCUGGUGGCACAGAGCCUGGAACCUGGUGACGAUGUCUCCCAGCUGGCCGAGGAGUUCCGCUGCCAGUGCUAUGACAAGUGGCAGGGACCCCGCUGUGACAGGCAGAGCUUUGCCCUGUGAGCUCCCCUCUGGUGCUGAGGACACUGGGCAGGGCAGGGUGAAAUUGUGGGGCUGGGAACCCGGCUGCUAAUAAAGCUGAUAGGCACC
Calypte anna (Anna's hummingbird) is the source of this 2131-nucleotide messenger RNA. It is a transcript of the gene HYAL1, whose product is annotated as hyaluronidase 1. Gene Ontology annotation, molecular function: hyalurononglucosaminidase activity. The coding region runs from base 749 to 2044 and encodes 431 amino acids. Gene Ontology annotation, biological process: hyaluronan catabolic process; carbohydrate metabolic process. The record is from RefSeq and is a predicted model, not a curated record. Lineage: Eukaryota; Metazoa; Chordata; Aves; Apodiformes; Trochilidae. The transcript has 3 exons.